Molecule: messenger RNA, 1254 nt
Organism: Sclerotinia sclerotiorum 1980 UF-70
Lineage: Eukaryota; Fungi; Ascomycota; Leotiomycetes; Helotiales; Sclerotiniaceae
Exons: 2
Coding region: 1-1254 (417 amino acids)
Cellular component (GO): COP9 signalosome; cytosol
Source: RefSeq, a predicted model, not a curated record
AUGGUGUCCCAAAAGACAGCGGAAGCUUUGCAGCAGAUUGCAGGCUCGGAAGAAAAACAACAAGGCUAUAUUGACUUUCUGACAAAUGCCCAAUUUACAUCUACACCAGCAGAGUUACCUGAUGACUUAAUCGCAAUUUUCGAUGCCAUAUUCGUUGAUGCUAUAGGAAUAGUUGCGACACGAUCCGUUAUCAUAUCAUUUGUCGAUGCGCUUAAAGCCAUUAAGAGCAAUGAGGCCAAAAUCAAAGUUGGCGAACAUGCUUUACCGACUCUGGCUGAGCAAGCAUCCUCAUUCGAAGAACAAAAUGCCCAAAUCCGCGAAUUGAUGGCCACAGCUUACGAGGACGAUGAGGACAACCUUGCAGCCGCGAAGAUAUUAGCUGGUAUCGUUCUCGAAUCAUCGCAGCGGAAAGUCACGAAUGAGGAGAAGGUCCGAUGUUGGAUUCGUAUUACGCGGAACUAUCUCGAGGUGGAUGACACAACGCUGGCAGAGCAAUAUCUAAACAAAGCCAAAAACGUCAUAUAUACAGUCUCCGAUCGCGAUCUGAACCUCCACUUUCAACUCAGUCAAGCCCGCAUUCAUGAUGCCAGGAGGAAUUUCUUAGCUGCUGCUCAGGGCUACCAGGAUAUCAGUUUCUUGCCAGUUAUCGCCGAAGAGGAGCGUUUGCACACUCUCAGUAUGGCCAUAAAAUGUGCUGUUUUAGCACCUGCAGGCCCUCUUCGAAGUCGUGCUUUGGGAAGAUUAUACAAGGAUGAACGAGCUGCUGGCUUAGAAGAGUUUAGUAUCUUAGAAAAGAUGUUCCUGGAUCGCCUAUUGUCCCCCGACGAAGUUUCUAAGUUUGCAGAAGGUCUAGCCCAACAUCAACUGGCAAAGACGCAAGACGGUACCACGGUAUUGCAAAGGGCUGUUGUGGAGCACAACUUGAGAGCCGCUUCGAGAUUGUAUAACAACAUUAGCUUCGAAGCUCUGGGGGAUAUAUUGAAUCUCGAUGCGGAUAAGGCCGAGGAGACUACCGCGAGCAUGAUUGAGCAAGGUCGAUUACUUGGCAGAAUUGACCAAGUAGAGAGGGUUAUUUGGUUCGUGGGUGGAGAAGCUACUGGAGAGAUAGGCAGCGGUAGAGCUGAAGGAAUUGUUGGGAUAGAACUAAGAAGAUGGGACGCUAAUGUUCAGGGGGUGGCCGAGGAAGUUGAGAAAGUCACUUCUGAGUUGCAGCUUGUUUAUCCGGAUUUCGUCGCUGCAAAUAUGGUGGCAUAA